CCUUUCUCUCCUUGUCUCUCGCGUGUAACGUUGUUGUCCAUCUUUGUUCGACUCACGCCAACGUCAGGUCAGUAACGAUACGGCAUUUCACCGAAUGUUCAGUGUUAUACUGACUACGCGUUGGAGUAGACGUUUGUGCAUAUAGUGAGUGAGAUUUUGUGAAAAUGUUGUCCAGUUCUAUACUGGGUAUCCUUCUGGGGACAUUCUUACUUAUUACUUCGGUUCCCGAUGCAGCCUCAUACACUAAGUAUGGAAGGACAUGCAAGGACAUCGGUUGCAGGAGGGAUGAGGUCUGCGUGAUGGCCGAGGAUCCUUGUUCAAUUUACCAACGAGAUAACUGCGGUCGUUAUCCGACUUGUGCAAAAGCUCAUCCAGGCGGUGCUAGUUGCGCAAGCACUAUAUGCGGGGAAAAUGAAUACUGCAAAACCGAAAAUGAUGCACCGACGUGCGUGAAAAAAUCAACGGCAGUUGGAUACGAUUCAGCGGGCGUUUCUUACGUAAACGGACAGCGAACCAACAACGACGAGAAUCACGAUAAGACCAGCAACAGCGCUAGCAAUUCGAACCCAUACGCGAAUGCUAAUGCACCCCCGGCUCCUGCUGAUCCAGCAGGAGGAUACCAUCAAGUGAAUUCUGGCAGCAAUUUGGGUUAUCCAGCAUAUCCCAGUAACAGCGCUUCUAACAGCGGUUCUAACAGCGGAUAUCCGCCUUAUCCCUCAUCGAACCAAGGAAAUCGGCAACAAGAUUUAGGAUAUCCGCCGUAUCCAACGCACAACAGAAUGCCAGUGCCUGGACAAGCCUAUCCCGCUAGACAACCUGGUCAAUCCAAUUAUCCUAUUUAUCCAGGACAACCUGCUUAUCCAGCGCCGCCAGGAUAUCCUCAACAAUAUCCUGGAUAUCAGAAUUAUCCUUAUGCGAAUUAUCCUAAUGCGAAUUAUCCCAAUGCGAAUUAUCCUAAUCAGAAUCGUAUGUACCACAAUAAUGUGCAUUCUGGUUAUCGAAGAAAUAACGCCAUCAUGCAGUCUCCAUCCUUAAUGAUUAUCUAUUCAGCAAGUCUUAUCAUGGUAUUGGUGAAUAGAUUGUAUCCAACACCAAGACCAGGAAAGAUUAGACCAACUCCACCUACUCCACCACCGAGAUCUUCUCCCAGUGGAUACGGUGGAAGAGUCAGCGGUAACUCGGGAUCCAGAAACACUAUUGGAAGUGGUUCUAUUUUUAACCGUUUGUUCGGGAAUGAUCGUUAUGGUGUAACUACUCCUAGGAGCCGUACUCAGCAAAGUGGUAACGGCUAUUACGAUACCCAUACCUCUGUGGAUGAUCAGGGAAACCGAAUUUGGAGAUUCUUUGGUUUUGCUCGGGCAUUGAUAGCGAUAUUGACUGUGUCAGCAAGGCUGCUUGUGCAACACAAAAAGUUCGAUAGUGACAACAAGAUAGUCAGAAGACGAGAAAGCGCCAGCGACGCGGACUCUUCUGCGUCUGACGUUCAGUCGACAAAGGGAUCGCAAUCGGGAUAUCCAUCUGGAAGCGGAUAUCCUAGCUCUGAUUCUUCCAAAAAUUCCAAUUCAUUCUCCGCAAGUCAACCAAACUCCGAAAGCCCAACCAGAUCGUCCGGUUAUCCAAGUAACUCUGGUUAUCCUUCGAACUCCAAUUAUCCAUCCAGUGGUUCGUCAGGUUAUCCUUAUAGCUCUGUAGGUUAUCCUUCAAGAAGUUCGGGAUACCCAUCUGAAUCAGGAAGCUCAUCCGGUUAUCCAUCGAGAAGCAGUUCUGGUUAUCCCUCUGAAUCUGGAUAUCCUUCAAGAAGCUCAUCUGGUUAUCCAUCAGGAUCCGGAUAUCCUUCGAGAAGCUCUUCCGGUUACCCUUCGGAGUCUGGUUACCCUUCGAGAAGUUCUUCGGGAUACCCAUCAGGAUCUGGUUACCCAUCGCGUAGUUCGGACUAUCCAUCAGGAUCGAGCGGUUAUCCUUCCAGUUCCGGAGGAUAUCCAGCGAGCUCCGGUUACCCUGGCAGCUCCAGGACGAACGAAGAAAGUGUUAAAAGGGUAAAUGCCAAUUCGGUGAAUGCCGCGUAUCCUGGAUAUCCUAGUCAGGCUAGUCGAAGCAAUUCUGGAUAUCCUUCACAGUCAGGAUAUCCUUCACAAUCUGGAUAUCCAUCACAGUCUGGAUAUCCUAGCCAGUCUAACCCAUAUGGUAACUACUAUCCUGGAUAUAAUCAAGGUUACCCACAGGCAUAUCCACCCCAAGGAAACUAUCCUCAAGGGUACCCACAAGGAUAUCAGCAAGGUUAUCCACAAGGAUAUCCGCAAGGAUAUCAGCCUCCUCCUCCACCUGCCAGUAAAAAGCCUAACUUUGGAGACCAGUUAACUAAUAUAGCUAAAGAUCUUGCUGGGAGAGUUUUAACUCAAGCGAUUAUAGAUAAAGUUAGUGGAAGAUCGCAUUAGAGUUAUAGAAGAUCUUAUAUAUUUUUAAGAUAUUAUUAUAUAUACGAUUAAUUAUGCUUUCUUCAAGAUAAUCACUGCUUAUAGCGAUAUUACUCUAUGUUAAAUAGAAUUACUAACGAAUUGUAGAAAUAAAUUCUUCAGUAAGAAGAUUUACUGAUUA
This is a messenger RNA of Bombus huntii, 2595 nucleotides long. Its product is annotated as cuticle collagen bli-1-like. The record is from RefSeq and is a predicted model, not a curated record. The transcript is spliced from 8 exons. Bases 165 to 2435 code for a protein of 756 amino acids. NCBI's taxonomy places the organism in Eukaryota, Metazoa, Arthropoda, Insecta, Hymenoptera, Apidae.